Penicillium verhagenii is the source of this 642-nucleotide messenger RNA. RefSeq lists its product as uncharacterized. The transcript has a single exon. NCBI's taxonomy places the organism in Eukaryota, Fungi, Ascomycota, Eurotiomycetes, Eurotiales, Aspergillaceae. Bases 1 to 642 code for a protein of 213 amino acids. The record is from RefSeq and is a predicted model, not a curated record.
AUGGCAGCUGGAGCUACCGCAAUAAGUGGAGAUCUGCCUGACUACUCAGGCUAUACGGGUAUCCCAGGAGAAAGCGAUACUACUACUACUUCGACAAUGCCUUAUUCCUAUGAUUCAUCUAUCACAUCCACAUCACUUGAAACCGAUGUAUCUGCCGCAAGCUACUCCUCUGCUAUAGGCGCCAAUAAUGGUCUUAUGGCCGGUACUUCCAUCGAAAAUACAUCUUCUACCUCAGGUAGUGCAUUUGUUCAGCCGACAACGUCACCCAUCCAAAUCGAUUUGCCCAAAUCAGGCGGACUUUCUGCUGGCGCAUCCGCCGGCAUUGGGGUUGGAGUUGCACUAGGCGUGCUUGUGCUUGUGUUGAUAGCCUUUAUCGCCUAUAGGCGUAGACGAAAGCAUCAACAGGCUGAUAACGACAUCCCGGUCAUAUCAGAGCUUGGAAGCCAAGGCCCAAAGCUUGAAUCAUUGUCAGGAGGAUCAAGGUUAGAGAGUCUUGGCGUCGAUGAUAAUAACGUCCGCGUUGUACCGGAACUUGGAAGCGAUGGUCAAAAGAUUGAACUAUCGGCGGGAGGAUCGAGACGAGGAAGAAGUGGCGUCUUUAAAUAUAAAGGCCACAAUGAUGAUGUGCCGGAGUUGGAAUGA